Molecule: messenger RNA, 1557 nt
Organism: Coccomyxa subellipsoidea C-169
Lineage: Eukaryota; Viridiplantae; Chlorophyta; Trebouxiophyceae; Coccomyxaceae
Exons: 11
Coding region: 1-1557 (518 amino acids)
Biological process (GO): RNA polymerase III preinitiation complex assembly
Cellular component (GO): transcription factor TFIIIB complex
Molecular function (GO): TFIIIC-class transcription factor complex binding
Source: RefSeq, a predicted model, not a curated record
AUGUUGCGAGGCAGGGGGCUGCCGCUGAGGCACUUCCAGCAGCAGAAACUGUGCCAGCCCCAGCAGAAGCCGCAGGGCCUGCUGCACCCAGUACCUCUCAGGCAGAUGUUCCUGGCCCAUCCUCGCAACCCCCAGCAGCUCCACAGCGACGGCAGCCUGUGGGCUAUGACAUUCCUGGCCCACUGGGGACAGAGCCCCCUGCUCCUGGGAAAGCCGAAGGGCAAGCAGGCCGCAGCGCCUGAGGAGGAGGCUGGCCCAUCCUCGCCGGCUGCAGCGGAGAGAUCCAGCAGAGCUGUGCCAGCUGCAGUUGGCGUAGAGGACCGCACAUUGGUGAUACUGCCCGAUCAGCAGCGGCAAGAUGCAGAUGGAGAAGCAGCAGCACCUGCAGGCAAAGGGAGGAAAGGGAGGGCCAGGAAAGCAGUGGCGGCAACGGCCCCCUUGGAUGUAUCGACCAUGUCCUUGAAGAGCAUCAUCAAGUGCGCGUACGCAAAGGAGCGAGCCCGGCUGGACGAGGAGAAGCGGAAAAAGGAAGAGGAGGAGAAGCUGACGCAGGAGGCCGGCGGCUCGCAGGUACCGGUGGCGGCGGCUGCGCCGGUGGCAGCUUCACCGCAGCCGAGCGCGGCCGGCCUGGCGCCGCGAGUGGAGGUGGUGGACGGCCGGAUGCGCAUCGUGGAGCAGAGCCUGUCCAUCCAGGCGCAGCCGGAGGCUGCCGGCCGGCUCAUCACUGUAGAAGACAACCCGAAGCUCAACAACCUGACGUACGCCAGGCGCAUGAACAACGAGCGCUGGAGCGCUGAGGACACUGAGCUCUUCUACAAGGCGCUGCGACUGUUUGGCACGGACUUCACGCUGAUAGAGCGCAUGUUCCCGGGACGCCAGCGCAAGGCGCUCAAGAACAAGCUACAGCGCGAGUAUCGCGCCGAUUUUGCGCGGGUCGACUCCGCGCUGUCCGGGGGCGGCGCCGCAUCCCAGGAGUCCCUCAAGGAGGUUGUCGCCCUGCUCAAGCAGCACACAGAGGAUCAGGAGAACACGGGUGUGGUGGACGGCAGCGGGGAGGAGCAGCGGCCUGACCUGACAGCAGCGCUGCUGGGACGGUCUCAAGCAGACGACGCUGAAGCCGCAGAGGCCGAUGCUGGCGCAGAGAAUGACGACGUGCUUGCCCUGCCUGCGCCGCCCGUCCAGAAUGGUGGAACGCAGCGCGCCAGGACAAAGGCAUCGCAGCGAAGGCCGAAGCAGCCGGCCACAGAGACACACCCAGAGGCAAGCGCCGCGCCGGGGGAGCCAGCAUCCGCCGCUGCAGAAGUGGCCAUUGCUGCGCCGCCAGUGGCGCCACAGGUGGCGGAUGGGGACGGCCCUGCGAGCGCACCACCGCGGAGGAAGGUGCUGCCGCGUGUGCCUGCGCGAGGCAGGAAGAGGCCCGAAGCAUCAGCGCCAGCUGCAGGGGAUGGGUCAAAUGGAGAGGAGGCUGUGGCUGCAGAUGGCAGUGCAGUGAUCCAUGAGGCCAGGCCAAGAUUAACACGACAGCGUGCUGCUGCUGGAGCGAGUUCUGUAGAGUGA